Culicoides brevitarsis is the source of this 1096-nucleotide messenger RNA. It is a transcript of the gene Ublcp1, whose product is annotated as ubiquitin-like domain-containing CTD phosphatase 1. Gene Ontology annotation, molecular function: protein binding; protein serine/threonine phosphatase activity. NCBI's taxonomy places the organism in Eukaryota, Metazoa, Arthropoda, Insecta, Diptera, Ceratopogonidae. The transcript has 2 exons. Gene Ontology annotation, cellular component: nucleus. Bases 68 to 1039 code for a protein of 323 amino acids. The record is from RefSeq and is a predicted model, not a curated record. Gene Ontology annotation, biological process: protein dephosphorylation.
GAUAACGUUCUUAGAAAAUAGAAACAAAUCAACAGCAAUUCCAUUCCGAAAUAAAUUUUAAAUUAAAAUGGAUAUAAAAGAGCUAAGCAUUAUCGUCAAGUGGUGUGGCAAUGAAUACACUUUAAAGGAUUUGACAGAUCAGGAUACAGUGGCUAUGCUGAAACAUGAGAUAAUGAAACAGACUCAAGUCCGACCCGAACGUCAAAAGUUACUUAAUCUGAAACACAAGAACAAGUUUCCCACAGACGAUUUGAGACUAGGUGUCUUCGAUUUGAAGCCCAACUUUAAACUAAUGAUGGUGGGCUCCUUAGAAACGGAUAUCGAAGAAGCGAGUAAGCGACCGGAUGAACUUUCCGAAGUACUCAAUGACUUGGAGCAAGAUGAAGAUGACGUUCCAAUGGAAAAUCGCGAGGUAUAUUUGUCCAAAAUAAACAAACGAAUCCGCGACUACCAAAUUGAAGAAUUGAAUCCUGGUCGGCCGGGAAAGAAGUUGCUUGUUCUCGAUAUUGAUUAUACACUUUUCGAUCAUCGGUCCACUGCAGAAACGGGCGAAGAAUUAAUGCGUCCAUAUUUGCAUGAAUUCUUGACUGAUGCCUACGAACAUUACGACAUCGUUAUUUGGUCAGCUACUUCGAUGAAAUGGAUUGUGGAGAAAAUGAAACGUCUCGGAGUUUCAACAAAUCCGAAUUACAAAAUUUGGUUUUAUUUGGACUCGAAUGCGAUGAUCACGGUUCACUGCCAGAAACGCGGAAUCGUUGAUGUAAAGCCACUAGGUGUGAUUUGGGGAAAAUAUAGCCAGUACUCGAGUAAGAAUACAAUCAUGUUCGAUGACAUUCGUCGAAAUUUCUUGAUGAAUCCCAAAAGUGGUCUUAGAAUCAAACCUUUUGCUCAUGCUCACUUGAAUCGUGAUAAAGACAAAGAACUGUUGAAGUUGAAGAAAUAUUUGCGCAAAAUUGCCGAGAACUGUGAUGACUUUAAUGAGUUGAAUCAUCGGAAGUGGGAAAGUUAUCAUCCGAAAAAACGUGAUGAAGCAGAGUAACCUUUUAAAUGCAAAAAUUUUUACUCAUUUUUUUUCUAUUAAAAUUUAUGAAAUCAA